Amphimedon queenslandica is the source of this 3630-nucleotide messenger RNA. Its product is annotated as integrin alpha-V-like. Gene Ontology annotation, biological process: cell-cell adhesion; cell adhesion mediated by integrin; cell-matrix adhesion. Gene Ontology annotation, molecular function: integrin binding. The transcript has 25 exons. The coding region runs from base 53 to 3493 and encodes 1146 amino acids. NCBI's taxonomy places the organism in Eukaryota, Metazoa, Porifera, Demospongiae, Haplosclerida, Niphatidae. Gene Ontology annotation, cellular component: external side of plasma membrane; integrin complex. The record is from RefSeq and is a predicted model, not a curated record.
AUUUAAUUAGCUCUUUCUUUGCAAAACGAGAAUUCAAGACAGAGGGGUGAUAAUGCGUCUCUUUCUCCUCUCUCUACUCGUGGGGCUGUCCAUAGCUCGUUUAGAUGUACUCAAGCCUAUAGUCAAGAGGUCCCCGGCGGCUGGAAGACCCGCGAGCGUAGGAGGCGGGUCGGACGAUCAGUUCGGUUUCUCAGCAGUGGUGCAUCAACUGUUUGAGGACAGUACUGGAAUGAGCUUUAGUGAAAUAAUAGAUCAAACUGUAAUAAUAUCGGGAGCACCUAGAGGAGUGUAUCCAGGUGGACUUGACCUUCCAUUAGAUUAUAGAGCAUGUCAGCGAUACACCCCAGCAGCAAACUGCUCGGCCCAUAAUGCCAUGAUUAUGAAUUACACUGAUGAACAGAUCAUUGAUUGUUACAGAGAACUGAGGAAUGGACUUGUGUACUCCUGUCCUCUUUCCAGCGGAGAGUGUUCAGCUCUUGCUAGUAACGACACUGUGGAAGGGAGAUAUCCUUUUGAUAGUGUUGGUGAUUAUACCGACCAGUGUCAAACUGAAUUGAAGCUUGGAGAAUUAUUUUCAAUAAAAAAUCAGAAGAUGGGUAUGACCCUUUUCAGUAAUGGCAGCACUUUCUUGGCUUGCUCUCCAUUAUUGGUUAAUUAUUUAUAUUUAUCUGAUGGAAGUAUACUUUCUCACCAUCCAUCAGGCCGUUGUGUCAUUUCAGGCAGAAACCUUCAAGGAUUUAAGAGUCUUACUAUAGAUCAGUGCAAUGUUCCUGACAAUGGCGUUAGCCAGCAUGCUUAUUGCUUGACUGGUUUUAAUAAACCAGCAAUUUUUAAUUCUGGGUUGGUUUUUGGUCAGCCGCUUUGGCGAAUACAAGGAGCUGCUUAUUAUUUUUCUGAUCCACUUCAAUCCCCUGGCUCUUCUGUUAGAUAUAGCAGAGCCCAAACUUCAAAUUUUGAACAAUAUUUUGGAUAUGCAGUGGCUACUGGUAACUUAUUCAAUAAAACAAUUACAAAUACUAUAAUAUCGGCUCCAAUUUAUCAUGAUGAUGAUGCUGGUAAAACACUACGAGAAAGAGCAUUUAUUUAUGAAGAUCGUUCCAUCGAAACAAAUAUUUUUGUAAAUGGUUCCUCGAGCGGUGAAUAUUUUGGCUAUACUCUUGCGACAGCUGACCUUAACGGUGAUGGCUUUGAUGAUUUAUUGGUUGGAGCUCCAAUGUAUUCUAAUUUUGGAUCACCCAUUAGAACACUACUGGGUAGAGUAUACAUAUUCACUGCCAUCAACAAUACAUUAACUUUAAGUAAAGUAUUACAAGGGACUGAACCUGGUGGACAGUUUGGUUUAUCUGUUGAGCCGAUUGGUGACACUAACAAUGAUGGAUAUGAUGAUUUUGCAGUCUCAGCUCCAUAUGAAGGCAAUGGGUUUGUGUAUAUUUAUUAUGGUCAAGAGAUGGAUGAAUCUGGCUCUAUCGUUAACACUACUUAUCAACAACGUAUUAAUGGUUCAGCUGUUGCAUCUCAAGUAACUGAUAUCCCAUCAGUUAGUUCCUUUGGGUUCUCUCUCUCUGGUGGUACUGAUGUUGAUCAAAAUGGGUACAGAGAUCUUGUUAUUGGAGCUUAUGAGUCUCAGAGUGUAUUUGUAUUGCGUACUAUACCAGUAGCUAUCACUAAUAUCAGUAUGACAUUUAAUACUGAACAAGUUAUGCUACAAGACUAUGAUUGUGUAUAUCAAGGAAAUCCAGUGGCAUGUUUUAUAGCUACACUAUGCUCUCAGUAUGAAGGAAAAGGACUGCCUUCCGGAUUUAGUGCUAAUUACACGUUUGAAGAGGUCACGGGGUCUGGGCAGGCCCCACGAUUAAUGUUUCAAGAUGGAACUACUGGUAGCAGUAUCAGAGGACCAGUAACAUACACUGGUCCUGGUAUUCCAGCCUGUUACAACAUCACAAUAUUUGUAUCGAAUACUACUAUAUCCAGUGACAUUAGUGAUUUGCUAAUGAGAGCAACGAUACUGGAUAUACCAACUGACACGUCUCCAGUCAAUACAAACUCGGUCCCAGUUGAUUUCUCUGCUUCUCCCGACAUUAGAGUAUCCCCAGUCACUGAAGCAUUGCAGGUCUCAACACAGUGUGGGAAUGACUUCAUCUGUGACUCUGAUCUCCAAUUAAGAAUAAGCAAUGUGAUAUAUAGGAAGUCUGAUCCAAAUCAGUUAUCAUCUGAUCAAAGUCAAAUUGUGAUUGGUGACACGUCGUUUGUUGAUUUGAUCGUCAGUUUAACUAAUGUAGAGGAAGACGCUUUCAAUUCUUAUCUCGUUUUUGAUUUAACAAACACGUACUUCUCUUCAGCCACAUCUCCCAAUUCCUCCAUUACUUGUACUCUUUCAUCAGACAAUAUAACUCAGUACACUUGCACUGGUAUCAAGUCUCCACUCAAAUCAACUGAUCCUCCUCAAAUCAUUGCAAUACGACUAACUCUAAUUUCUAGCAUCAGAGGAAACGAGGACCCAUUCGACUUAGUUAUAUCAGCUGCAAUACCUGAGCAACAGCGCAACAGGGAGAAUGAUACUUUCCUCUCUGACAAUAGCAUGAGGAGAAGUAUUGCAUUUGCUGCUGUGUCAUCAUAUACUUUAAAUAUGUUUUUCAUUCCUAAUACUUAUACAUAUUCUGGUGCUAGGCCAGCAGCUCUAAACAACAUAUCCAGUAAUCUUGGGGACAGGUUGAGUCUCAGGGUCUCUCUGAGGAACUCUGGCCCCUCCCCUUACCGCGGCUACCUCAAUAUAUACAUACCAGCUAGGAAACCCUCCGAAACUGCCUCCAAUUAUUAUUAUUAUCCUGUCAAACUGGCUGGUGCUGAUAAUAAUCUCAAUUGUGCCUCCAAUCUCAAUCCCAAUAACUAUAAUACUGACAAUGUACAGAGUAGCGGACUGCAAGGUGGUGCUGGGAGAAGGCGCUCGCGUAGAAAUUUAUCAUAUUUGACACCAAAACAUCAUAAUGCAUUGAGAAUCAGACAAACUGAAGAAAUGGAGACAACAUUUAAUCUUGAUUGUCAAGCAACUCCAAUGGAGUGUAUGCUAAUACAGUGUAACGUCUCCCUUCUGGCCAGUGGGAGUGUCAUCUCACUAGAAAUAAUAGGAUUCAUUGAUGAGCGAUUCUUUCAAGGACAAACGACAGAUUAUAAUUUAAAAGCAUAUGUUGAGGGUGACAUUAAUGACGGGUUUACUGUCACAGCAAACAGCUCAAGAGAUAGUACUGCUAAUAUGAUGUUUGUUCGAAUGGUUCAGCCAACCGGUGGUGGUACUGAAGGCUCAUUCCCAUACUUGUAUAUAAUAAUACCAGUGGUACUAGCUAUUAUAUUCAUCAUUAUACUAGCCAUUGCAUUAUACUGUCUCGGGUUCUUUAAAAGAAGGAAGAAAGCUAAGAAGGAGCAAGAGGAGAUGGACCCAUACGAAGAUGAUUAUAAUCCAAAUGAUGAUGAGACCAAGGACUCCAAAGAAAUGUAACUGCAAAUGCAGUAGUUAUUCACAACCCUCUAAUUCCAUGAUAAUUUUUAGUUUUUAUUUUGUUUCGUUUUGUAAUUUUAAUUAAUUAAAAUGCAAUUUUCUUUCCAGCAAAGCCAUCUUUUUGAUUUAAAAUUUAA